Messenger RNA from Aspergillus steynii IBT 23096, 837 nucleotides. Its product is annotated as lytic polysaccharide monooxygenase auxiliary activity family 9 protein. The transcript has 3 exons. The coding region runs from base 1 to 837 and encodes 278 amino acids. NCBI's taxonomy places the organism in Eukaryota, Fungi, Ascomycota, Eurotiomycetes, Eurotiales, Aspergillaceae. The record is from RefSeq and is a predicted model, not a curated record.
AUGCGGCUUUCCAUUCUCACUGCUGCGGCCAUCGCACCCUUGGUCUCAGCUCACUACUUCUUCAACACCCUCAUCAUUGAUGGCCAGGAGACCAAUCCGUACCAAUAUGUUCGAUCCAACACCCGACCCCACAAAUACAACCCUACCAAAUGGAUCAAUCCUCGCGAUGACAUGACCCCCGACAUGCCCGACUUCCGCUGCAACAAGGGUGCGUUCACCUUCGCCAACGAGACCUCGGUUGCAGAAGUCAAGGCGGGCUCCAAGCUUGCCCUGAAGCUUGGGGUUGAUGCCACGAUCGCCCACCCGGGCCCUGCAUUCGUGUACAUGUCCAAAGCGCCAGACACAGUCCGCACCUACGAGGGAGACGGCGACUGGUUCAAGAUCCACGAAGAAGCCGUCUGCGACAAGGGCAAGGACUUUACCAAGAAAGCCUGGUGCAUGUAUGGCAAGGAUCGCAUUGAAUUUACACUCCCUGCAGACCUCCCGGACGGGGAGUAUCUGGUUCGGCCGGAGCACAUCGGGCUGCAUGUGGCGUGCAACGGACAAGCCGAGUUCUUUAAUACGUGCGCCCACGUCAAGAUUGUCAACGGCGGCCAUGGAAGCCCUGGACCUACUGUCAAGUUUCCUGGCGCUUACAAGCAAGAUGAUCCCUCGUUCAACUUCAGUAUCUACGGCGGCUAUAAGGAGUAUCCCAUGCCUGGUCCGGAGGUCUGGACUGGUGGAAUUGGGAACUCUACCGCUGGGUUGGCCAAUAUCCAUGCUACCAAUGCUACCUCCCGUGGGGAUGAGGGCACUUGCAAGAGAAGCUUUACCCACCACCGGCAUGGUCGUCACUAG